GUGUGGCUCUUCUUCCUCCGCGGCGUUGUGCCGCUGCUCGAGCGUUGGCUCGGCAAUCUGCUUGCCCGCCAGUUCGAGGGCCGCGUGUCCAAAGGCGUCGCGAAGACGAUCUCCAAGCAGCGCGUGGAAAGCCACUUCGACCUGGAGUUGCGCGCAGCGGUCAUGCACGACAUCAUCGACAUGAUGCCUGAGGGCGUCCGCGCCAACAAGGCCCGCACCAUCCUGCAGCACCUCUCCGAGGCGUGGCGCUGCUGGAAGGCCAACAUCCCCUGGAAGGUGCCCGGCCUGCCGGCGCCCAUCGAGAACAUGAUCCUGCGGUAUGUAAAGUCGAAGGCCGACUGGUGGACCAACGCAACCUACUACAACCGCGAGAGGAUCAGGCGACCUCCACCUCGUCUUCCUCCUAUUCCUAUGUGCUCCGUCUGUAAACGUCUCGCUGUCUAUCCCUCUUCUUAUUUUUCCUCUUUGUCCUCCU
This is a messenger RNA of Prorocentrum cordatum, 475 nucleotides long. Lineage: Eukaryota; Dinophyceae; Prorocentrales; Prorocentraceae. The record is from the annotation of a GenBank genome assembly.